Molecule: messenger RNA, 1216 nt
Organism: Nelumbo nucifera (sacred lotus)
Lineage: Eukaryota; Viridiplantae; Streptophyta; Magnoliopsida; Proteales; Nelumbonaceae
Source: RefSeq, a predicted model, not a curated record
CCCUCUCUCUCUCUCUCUCUCUCUCUGAAGACCUUGCUAAAAAAAGGGCAACCCUCUUCUCAAAAAAUGAAAAGCCUGCAACUCCCGCUUUUGUAGUUCCUCCCCAGCCCCCCAAAACAUUCGCCAUUCGCCUUAAGCAAUCCCACAAAACAAGGAAAACAUACAAAACAACAAUCCUUCGCCAUUUUCACCUCUCUUUUACCUCAUUCUCUUCCUCCCCCCUCCCCUUUUGAUUCCUCUUCUUUUUUUUUUUUUUCUCUCUCUCUCUUUUCUGAUUCUCUACCCCUUAUGUGGCCUCCAUGGAAAAGAUCACCAUCUCGAAUUCAUACGGCAUCCAAAUCCAAUUUCUCCUGCUCAAGCUUCAAAGAUAUCCAAACCCUCUGCAAAGAAGAAGCUGAGCACAACCGUCGAAAGAAGAACUCCAUCUUCCACCGCGUCUACGUCUCUACCUCUGUCAUUCUUGCCUGGGCUUCCCGUCCCUCUCGGUCCGUCCAUCCUCCUCCUCCUUCUUCUUCUUCUCUUCCGCCUUCUUCUCCUCCCGAAGCCAACGUACAACACCUUCCACGGCAGUCAUCCAUCCAUCUCCCCGGUGCUGAUAAGCGCAUCGUCGUCUAUUUCACAAGCCUCCGCGUCAUCCGGAGGACCUUCGAAGACUGCCGAGACGUGAGAUCCAUCUUAAGAGGCUUUCGCCUCUCCAUCGACGAGAGGGAUCUGUCCAUGGACUCCAGGUUCCUGGAAGAGUUGCAGCAGAUCUUGGGCUGCAGGAAGCUCACGUUGCCUAGGGUUUUCAUUGGAGGUAGGUAUUUUGGUGGGGCCGAUGAGAUCCGGGAGCUUCACGAAGCCGGUGAAUUGAAGAAAUACCUCGAAGGAUUCCCGAUGGCCAAGCCUGGAGUUUGCGAAGAAUGCAAUGGAUAUCGAUUUGUGCUCUGCGAUCAGUGUCAUGGAAGCCGCAAAUUCUACACGGACGACGGAGGGUUCGUGAGUUGCUUGGCUUGCAACGAAAAUGGCCUGAUCAGGUGCUCUACUUGCUCUUCUUUAGAUUUUUGAUCAAUCGAAUUAAGAAGAAAAAAAAGGAAAAAAUCAGAUGACUUUUUUUUUAGUUUCUUUUUAGUAAAAUUUGUAUUCUGGAGGGAGAAGAGAAGGAAAUUUUCUUAACUUUUUUUUUGUAAUCUUAAUUCUUUUUGGUAUUAAGCAAGGUAAUUUUCUUAGCUUUCUA